AUGGACACCAUGGAAAGCCUGAUGCUCAAUCCACCCGAUCAGCAUCCGACACGUGGCAUGCCAUCUGGCAUGGCCGGAGAUUAUAGCAGCAUCUUAUCCUCCAGCUCAUCGCAGUUUUACACGUCAGAUCCUCUCGGCCAAUCCUGGAACCCGCCUCCCUUACCCACGGAUUCAUCCCCCGUAACAUCCGCCGCGUUUGGCGGGUUCCCUGACGUGGGCUUGGAUCCGGCACCGCCGCCUUAUCACGAGGCUCUGCAAGCGCCACGUGUCGGUGACGUCAGCAGCAGCGAUAUGCUCUCAGGGCUAGGCUUAUCCGCAUCAGGCGGAUUAGGAGGUUCGGAUUUCGGGCUUGGCAUGCCCGCAAGUGGCGCCGACAUUCACGGCGGAAUCUCCGGCGGGGGGUUUCCAGGAGGCGUUGGGGAAUUCCCUGGUGGGAGUGGUGGGCUAGAAGCGGCAUCUGCGGCGGCAAAUGCGGCGUCUCUUUCGGGGCCAGUGGUAGGCACCGUACCAGGCCAAGUGACUGGCGAAAACGGCGGCAGCAGCGGCGGCGCUGGUAAAGGACAAGGGAUGCCGCCCGAUUUUAUAGACGUGAGAGUCGUGGGUUCCAAGAAGCUGCAGGAGGCGGGCGGUUCCAUGAUUCCCGGAGGGGGUUCUUACGUGGCGUAUGUGAUUGAAACGAAGACGAAUGUGCCUGAAUACGGUGCCCCGUCUGCCCGCGUGGAGAGAAGAUUCCGCGAAUUUGUCGCCCUGGCUGACAGACUGGCAGAGACGCAUCGGGGCUAUUUCAUCCCGGUGCGGCCGGAUAAGAAUGUGGUGGAGAGUCAGGUGCUGCAGGGAGCGGAGUUUGUGAAGACGAGGCAGGUGGAGCUGGAUAAGUACGUGCAGCGCCUCGCCCGCCACCCCGCCAUCCGCAGGAGCGCGGAUCUGAUUUCCUUCCUGACGUCAUCGGAGAGAUUUCAGCCUGCCUCAUCUGUAGACCUAGCUUCCCGCGUGCUGGAAGGUGCCGUGAAGCUUCCCCAGCAGCUGUUUGGGGCGGCAGACUCCAUCACGCCGGCAGAAGCUGCCAAACCGGCGGGCGGCGGGAGGAACCUUCUGAGAAUGUUCAAGGAGUUUGGGCAGUCGGUGGCGAACGAUUGGACGGGCAAGCCGCCAGCUGUCAGUGGGUCCACGUCAGCAGCAGGGGGCGGAGGAGGAACGUCCACGUCAGCAUCGGAAGCAGGCGCAGGAGCAGGAGCGGGAGCAACAGAUGAAGAACCCGGAAACUCCGGCACAAAACAACAAACGGCGCCGACCGCAGCGGAGGUCGAGGCGCACGAGGCGCGGUUUGGUUCGGCCCGAACCAAGCUGGCAGACCUGGAUAAGCACCUUGCCGAGGCUACAGCCGGCGCGGGGCAGCGCCUGGCGGAGGGGAGCGCAGGGGGCGCAGGGGGAGGCGCAGGGGGAGCAGGGGGAGGGGUAGGGGGAGGGGGAGGGGGAGGCGGAGGGGGUAGUACAGCGGGAGGGGGGACGGACGGGGGGAUUGGGUCGGAGGCAGGGGGGGCAAAUGGGGUUGGAGGGGGAGGGGAUAAGGGGGCGGGGCAGCGGGAGAGGGCGUUUGUGGCGGAGUGUCAGAGCGUGGGCAAGGGCAUGGUGCGGAGUGCACAGCUGUCGCACAGUGUGGUGGAGAGAAACAAACGCACCCUGUCCAUCCUCCUCGAGUACCACAAAACAACGGCUGCUGCCCGGACGGCCCUCGCUGACCGGUCCCAGGCGCUGCUGACGUGGCAGACACUGGAGAGCGAUCUGGGCGGCAAGAAGACAAAGCUGGACCGGUUGGGAUCGGUGGAGGGAGCAGAUCCCGCCAAGCAGAAGAAGGCUCAGGAGCUGCAGAGGGAAAUUCAGGCGCUGGAGAAGGCUAAAGAGGCUGCUGUUAACGAGUACAGAAAGAUCACGACAACGCUGGAGAGCGAUCUGGGCGGCAAGAAGACAAAGCUGGACCGGUUGGGAUCGGUGGAGGGAGCAGAUCCGGCCAAGCAGAAGAAGGCUCAGGAGCUGCAGGGAGAGAUUCAGGCGCUUGAGAAGGCUAAAGAGGCUGCUGUUAACGAGUACAAGAAGAUUACGAAGGCAAAGCUGGACCGGUUGGGGUCGGUGGAGGGAGCAGAUCCCGCCAAGCAGAAGAAGGCUCAGGAGCUGCAGAGGGAGAUUCAGGCGCUGGAGAAGGCUAAAGAGGCUGCUAUUAACGAGUACAGGAAGAUCACUGAGCGCAACACAUCGGAGCUGCAGCGGUUUGAGAGCGAGAGGAAGCAGGAGUUCCUGGCCAUGCUGGGCAACUUCGUUCAGGACCAGGUGCUGUGUGCGCAGAAGAUGGCAGCAAUAUGGGCGCCAGCGGGGGAGGAACGCCCACCACAGUCCUGA
Closterium sp. Yama58-4 is the source of this 2394-nucleotide messenger RNA. The record is from the annotation of a GenBank genome assembly. Lineage: Eukaryota; Viridiplantae; Streptophyta; Zygnematophyceae; Desmidiales; Closteriaceae.